AUGAGGAGGUUGCGAACCCGCAACCUUCUCUUCUCGCCCUUGCCAGCAUCCUGCCUCUUGCUCUGGGCGCCCUUGUCGGAGUCAAUACUGGCAACCUCACCCGCAGCCAAAAGGCACUCUUGGAUUCCUCCAAGCUUAUUUGUGGCCAAUAUCCCGGCAGCAAGGGGCUCGAGAUUGGCCCGCUGGAGGUUCCAUGUAACUCUGCUCUCCUCGCUACUCGCGAUGAGUCCACCGACUCAGAUACCAACUAGACGCACGAGUACGCGAAGAAGAGACAUGAGGGCAUUGAGGAGGACGGUGGUGAGGUUAAGCGUGACGGGAUCACUGGGCUCGACACCAACUGCUUGA
This is a messenger RNA of Colletotrichum tamarilloi, 348 nucleotides long. RefSeq lists its product as uncharacterized. The transcript is spliced from 2 exons. Bases 1 to 348 code for a protein of 115 amino acids. The record is from RefSeq and is a predicted model, not a curated record. NCBI's taxonomy places the organism in Eukaryota, Fungi, Ascomycota, Sordariomycetes, Glomerellales, Glomerellaceae.